CACGGAUUAUGAGUCAGUUACCAGACAUAAGCGAAACAAUAACAGUUGGUGGCUACUUUCAAGCCACAGCCUCCAUAAAGGCAACUUGUCUCCGACUGGAGCGUCUUUUUUCGGGGGGCAGAUUUUGGCGCGUUCAGAUCUUUUCCCUCCUCUGGCAGGAGAAGUACUUUUAAUCCGAUUAGAUUUUGAAUCCCGCGUGUCUCUCCUCCGCUACAGUAGAGGUGCAGGAGUGGCCAGAGCCAAAAGCAGCGAUUCAGAUCAGAUUUCAUCCCGAACCAGCUGGAGAACCGGAGAGAAAGAGUCCUCCUCCUCCUGAACCCAGAAGAGGGGAAAAGGGAGGCGCGUCGGACUCGAUCCGGAGGAAUUUCCGAGGAUAUUUUGGAGCUUUUUUUUCCGCCCCCCCCCCCUGGAAGAUUUGAAAGUUGGAGGCGAGGCAGCGGGGACCGUGGUCAGGGAUGGACGAGCAGCCGCGGUUGAUGCACUCCCACGGGGUAGGCAUGGCCGGACACCCCGGCCUGGCGCAGCAUAUGCAGGAUGGCACGGCGGGGACGGACGGAGAGGGAAGGAAGCAGGACAUCGGAGACAUAUUACAGCAAAUCAUGACCAUCACAGACCAAAGCUUGGACGAAGCACAGGCGAGGAAACAUGCACUGAACUGCCACAGAAUGAAACCUGCCCUUUUCAACGUUUUGUGUGAAAUAAAAGAGAAAACAGUGCUCAGUAUCCGUGGAGCCCAGGAAGAGGAGCCUCCGGAUCCCCAGCUGAUGCGACUGGACAACAUGCUGCUAGCGGAGGGCGUGGCCGGACCGGAAAAAGGGGGCGGAUCGGCAGCUGCCGCGGCCGCUGCCGCAGCCACAGGCGGCAUCGGUGCCGACAACUCGGCGGAACACUCCGACUAUCGGGCCAAACUCUCGCAAAUUCGACAGAUUUACCACACGGAGCUGGAGAAGUACGAACAGGCGUGCAAUGAGUUCACAACCCAUGUGAUGAACCUGCUGAGGGAGCAGUCUCGAACGCGACCCAUCUCGCCCAAAGAGAUUGAACGCAUGGUCAGCAUCAUCCACCGCAAGUUCAGCUCCAUCCAGAUGCAGCUGAAGCAGAGCACCUGCGAGGCCGUCAUGAUCCUGCGCUCGCGCUUUCUGGACGCCAGACGGAAGAGGAGGAACUUCAACAAACAGGCGACAGAGAUUUUGAAUGAGUACUUCUACUCACACCUCAGUAACCCUUACCCCAGCGAAGAGGCCAAAGAAGAGCUGGCCAAAAAAUGCAGCAUCACCGUCUCGCAGGUCUCGAACUGGUUCGGGAACAAGAGAAUCCGAUACAAGAAAAACAUCGGCAAGUUCCAAGAGGAGGCCAACAUGUACGCAGCAAGGACGGCCGUCAACGCCACGAGCGUGUCGGCCCACGGGAGCCAGGCCAACUCACCGUCAACACCAAACUCAGCAGGUUCUGCUGGCUCUUUUAACAUGUCAAACUCUGCAGACUUGUUCAUGAGUGUGCAGUCUCUCAAUGGGGACUCGUACCAAGGGGGACAGGUUGGGGCCAACAUACAAUCCCAGGUGGAUACCCUUCGCCAUGUUAUCAGCCAGACCGGCGGAUACAGUGACGGCCUCGCCGCCAGCCAGAUGUACAGUCCACAGGGCAUCAACGUAAGACCUACAAACGGUGGCUGGCAAGAUGCUCCGACUCCUUCGUCAGUCACGUCACCCACAGAAGGACCCGGCAGCGUCCAUUCGGAUACCUCCAACUGAAUCCCUCCGUCAUCUUCAGAACUCCAUCCGAACACGAACUGACCUUCAGAUUUCACAGUAUGAAACAAAAGGAAGUCACAGUCCCGCUGUUUGGAGGAAAACUGUGAAGUCCUGGCGCGAAAAAAUCCAAACGACGUUGGACAUUUGAGAUACAAAUCAACAGUUUGACAAUGAAAAUCCGAAUACUUUGUACAGAUUUCACAUUAUAUUCAGAGGGCUGGGGUUGCUUCGUCACUUGUAAUGUUUUCACUCAUGAUCAACUGGUGUAACAAAGUAAAUAAACCAUUGGGUCUAACCGAAAGUACGUCAUUCUACCUCUCAGCCACUAAAAGAAGAAAAUAGAACAAUGUCAUGAUUUGUUUUUUGUAAAAAUGCAACUUUUUGUCUUUGCAAACAGGAGGCACAUCUUCUUACGUACAUUUUGUUGUCUCUCACCUAUUCAGUGGUACGCCAUUUUAAACUUAAAUAUUGCUCAGUUGUUUACAAUGUGUGCUUGAUAAAGUAUGUUCAUCUUUCCCUUCUGUCUCCGGCAAGUUGAAACAUCUCUGUCAGGAGAUUUUACCUCUGAGGUAACCCUGUGAAGUAUGUUAUCUGUAAAACAAUAAAUAAACACUUGUCAUCAAACUA
Synchiropus splendidus (mandarinfish) is the source of this 2378-nucleotide messenger RNA. It is a transcript of the gene pbx1a, whose product is annotated as pre-B-cell leukemia homeobox 1a. The record is from RefSeq and is a predicted model, not a curated record. The transcript has 9 exons. Gene Ontology annotation, biological process: animal organ morphogenesis; eye development; regulation of transcription by RNA polymerase II. The coding region runs from base 456 to 1751 and encodes 431 amino acids. Gene Ontology annotation, molecular function: DNA-binding transcription factor activity, RNA polymerase II-specific; RNA polymerase II cis-regulatory region sequence-specific DNA binding. Lineage: Eukaryota; Metazoa; Chordata; Actinopteri; Syngnathiformes; Callionymidae. Gene Ontology annotation, cellular component: nucleus.